AGCACCAACAAUUCUAUUCAACCUCCUCCUCCCUUGAACCAGGAAAUUGUCGUGGUGUGCCGGGUGUCUAGAUUGAUAGGGUGUCUAGAUUGAUAUAUGUGUGUAUCACAUUUUUACCAUCGUUGUAUCUUAUGUCUUCUAUUUUCUACUCCGGCUACUCAUCCAAAACCACAUAUCUAGCUUGGGAGAGAGGAUUUGCAGUCUCGCCAAACAAUGAGUGAGUCCAGUAUCUGCCAGGUGCGAGCCACGGUCAUGCAGUAUGAUGAUGGUAACAAGCGCUGGGUGCCGGCGGGUGAGGGGGGCCAGGCCAUCAGCAGGGUCCAGAUCUACCACAACCCCGUAGCCAACACGUUCCGAGUGGUGGGACGCAAGAUGCAGGGUGACCAGCAGGUGGUGAUCAACUGCCCAAUCGACAAGAGGCUGAAGUACAACCAGGCUACCGCCAACUUCCACCAGUGGCGGGAAGGCCGGCAGGUGUGGGGGAUGAACUUUGGCAGCAAGGAGGAAGCUGUUCUCUUUGCCAACGGCAUGAUGCAUGCCCUGGAGGUGCUGAGUGCACUCACUGACUCAGGCUACUCCUCUCUCCCCCGCCCUGCCCAGAAUGGACCCUCCCCAGAGGAGCUGGAGCAACAGAGGAGACUGGAGCUGCAGAGGCAGGAGCAGCAGGAGAGAGAGCGGCUGGAGAGCGAGAGACAGGCCGCACCCAUCCCCCCUGCAGCCCCGCCUGCUCCUCCCUCUGCCCCCGGUGGCCCCCCGGCUCCCCCAGGACCGCCUCCACCCCCAGGCCCCCCACCUGCUGGCCCCCCACCCCCACCUGGCCCCCCACCACCCCCUGGGUCUGGGGCCCCACCUGCCCCACCUCAGUCUGGUGGAGGAGGAGGAGGGGGCGAUGGAGGGGGUCUCGGUGGGCCCGGGGGACUAGCUGCAGCCCUAGCAGGAACCAAACUACGCAAAUCGGCCAAGGAGGAUGGUGGUGCGGCAGCGCCUCCUCCAUCGGGAGGAGGAGGAGGAGGUGGUGGGGGAGGAAAUCUGAUGGGGGAGAUGAGUGCCAUCCUGGCCCGACGGAAGAAAAUGUCAGAUAAUCCAGGCGUAAAGAAGGAUGUGCCCAGCAAUGAAGACUCCUCAAAGUCCUCAGGCCAAGGUGACAGCCUCAGGAGACCGUGGGAGAAAUCAGCCACCAUUCCAAGGACUAACUCAACCACCAAGACCCAGCUGCAGGAGAGCAGCCCCACCUCCACCACCCCUGCUCUUCCUCCCGCCCCCCCAUCUCCAUCCUCUGCCCCAUUGCCCAGGAUGAAGGCAGUGAACAACACCACGGCCAGCACAGGCAGUGAAGACACAGAGAUGGAGAGAAUCAAGCAGGAUAUCCUUGAGGAAGUGAGAAAAGAGCUCCAUAAAGUGAAAGAUGAAAUUAUCGGGGCAUUUAUCCAGGAGCUGCAGAAGAGAGGCCCAGUAUAGUCUCUCAACAUAUAGCUACUGGCACCUGGACAAAAGAUGGUGGGGAGGGGAGGAUGAAUCAUACUAUUUCCUGCACUGUUCAGGUUGUUCUCCCUCAAUGUUCUACUCACCACACACCUAUACGUUUAGGAUUGUACCAAUCGGCACUCUUCCGAAAUUCUGUUCGCCGUUAUUUUUCUCGUUUCAAGAGCUUUGCUGUGCCUCUCUUGCUCCGCCAUCACUGCCUACCUUACUCUACUCACCUCCCAAGUCAACUCCCAAAUCUUACCUGUGUCCAUUUCUGGCCUUACUCUUCACUAGAGAAAACAAUUCAGGGAAUAUCAUCGACCACACCAUCGAAACGCAGUACAUUUCCAACAGUUGCACAUUUAAAAGUCAACCUAACUUUGGUCGCUGCAGCAGAAGUCAUUUUUUUUGUAUAUUUUUGUAACAAGCUGCAGUAGUUGACCACAGGGGGGCACUGUGAAUCAGGAGAAUUGCACAUGAAGCCUAUCUCUGUAGUUUCUGUACUACCCAGGAGCAGUUAGGGAACUACAAAUCCCAGCUCGUAACAAUAAGGGAGUUCUCCUGGUUAAAUGUCUGUCUGUCCGUCUACAGCUAUUAAAAGUAAGGUGUUGAUCUUGGGUCAGUUUUGCAUUUUCCCAACUAGUGGUUUAUGUUAGGAUUAGAGGCGGGGAACCUGAUCCUAGAUCUCUACCAAGGGGAAACUUCACCCCGGAGCCACUUUAUACUGGUUGUCCUCUGAGCUCUGGCUACACCUCACAUCAACUGUUUUUUUUUCACCUCAGGGAUUAGCGGAUGCAUAUCAGUUAGGACCGUCUGCACCGGGUCCUAUUCCAGUUACGGGUCCUAUGCCCACUUUUCCAUGUAGCACAGACAACCCCAGCAGACCACCUAUAGAUGACAAACGGGCCCAAUCCCAAAUCAACCCCUAGCCCCUGCAACCUCUGCCUCACUAGUAGAGAUGUGAGAAGAUUGGUGUAAGCAAUAUGGAAAAAUGUCAUUCAGCCAAUCAGCGCAAGUUGGAGCUAUUACCAUAUUACUUACGCCUGUCUUAUCCAUUCAGAUCUCCACAAGUACAUAUGGCUAGGGGUCGAUAUGGGAUAUGAUGAUAGUUUGCCACCUGAAAACAAACAUAGUUAUUAGAAUGGGCAUUGUCCUCUAAAAGCAAUGAACAAUUGUUGAUUGGAUGUUAGGUGAACAAUUUUAUCUAUUUAAGAAUGAAUAAAUAUUUUUUUAAGCACUUUAAUGCCUGGCAUUUCCUAGCUCCCUGUGAAGCACGUCCAAUAGGUUGCCAACCAUAUCCAUUUCCCAAUGACAUGGAGAACUAUGCCUGUUCUGUCCAUUCUAUUUCUACGUUCCUAACACUGCCUACUCUUCUAGUCGCCACAUAAGAGGAGGGGAGCAGGUUGGGGACUGUACCUGGUAUGAUUCUGCUGCAGUGCAGGUAACUGCAACGUAUCACUGUGCAGUCCAGGGACGUGUACCUGACUGUGUAGGAUCUUCUAAAGACACAGUGCCUCCAGAAAGGAUUCACACCCCUUGACCUUUUCCACAUUUUGUUGUGUUACAGCCUGAAUUUAAAAUGGAUAUAUGUCACUGAUCCACACACAAUAUCCCAUAAUGUAAAAGUGGAAUUUUGCUUUUAGAUUAUUUAUUUUUUACAAAUGAAUACAAAAUGAAAAACUGAAAUGUCUUGAGUCAAUAAGCAUUCAACCCCUUUGUUAUGGUAAGUCUAAAUAAGUUCAGGAGAAGAACAUUUGCUUAACAAGUCAUGUAAGUUGCAGAGACUCACUCUGUGCAAUAAUAGUGGUUAACAUGAUUUUUGAAUGACUACCCGAUCUCUGUACCCUACAGAGCACAGCGGUCUAAGGCACUGCAUCUCAGUGGAAGAGGUGUCACUACAGUCCCUGGUUCGAAUCCAGGCUGUAUCUUAUCCGGCCGUGAUUGGGAGUCCCAUAGGGCAGGGCACAAUUGGCCCAGCGUCAUCCAAGUUUGGCCAGUGUAGGUCGUCAUUGUAAAUAAGAAUUUGUUCUUAACAGACUUGCCUAGUUAAAUAAAGGUUAAAUAUGCUGCCACAGCCACUAUCCAGCCAUCUUGUCACUCUCUUAACAGCCAUAGCACCACGGAAAGUUGCAGACCAAUGUAACUGACUUGCCAAGUUAAAUAAAGGUCAAAUAUUAAUACAAUUAUCUGUAAGGUCCUUCAGUUGAGUAGUAGGGAAUUUCAAGCACAAAAACAGGGAGGUUUUCCAGUGCCUCACAAAGAAGGGCACCUAUUGGUAGAUUGUAUAAUAAAAUAUACCAUUGAGCUUGGUGAAGUUAUUAAUUACACUUUGGAUAGUGUACCCAGUCACUACAAAGAUACAGGCAUCCUUCCUAACUCAGUUGCCGGAGAGGAAGGAAACCACUCAGGGAUUUCACCAUGAGGCCAAUAGUGAUUUUAAAUGACGGUUAUGGGAGAGAACUGAGGAUGGAUCAAUGACAAUGUUACUCCACAAUAUUAACCUAAAUGACAGAGUGAAAAGAAGGAAGCCUGUACAGAAUAAAAAAUAUCCCAAAACAUACAUCCUGUUUGCAGUAUGGCACUAAAAUAAUAAUGCAAAAAAUGUGGCAAAGAAAUCAACUUUUUGUCUUGAAUACAGUGUUAUGUUUGGGGCAAAUCCAACAUCACUGAGUACCACUCUUCAUAUUUUCAAGAAUGGUUGUGGCUUCAUCAUGUUAUGGGUGUGCUUGUAUCGGCAAGGACUAGGGAGGUUUUUUCAGGAUAAAAAUAAACGUAAUUGAGCUAAGUGCAGGCAAUCUGGUUCAGUUUGCUUUCCAACAGACACUGGGAGACAAAUUCACCUUUCAGCAGGACAAUAAUCUAAAACACAAAAUGUGAAAAAAGUUAAGGGUUGUGAAUACUUUCUGAGGGUACUGUACUUAAUAAUACUGGCAGCUAACAUGAGAGAUGCCAAUCUUCUGACAGAGACGCCAAUCUUAGCUAAUGCAACUCUGCCUUGUCACCUGAAUGCACUUACAAUCGUAUAGAUUCGUUAUUAAGCAAAAAGAAUAGUACUUAAAUUGCAUAUGGUUUUCUAUUUCCAUUGGAAAUACUGUGGUAAUGACAAUGGAAUGUAUUUUUUGAUUAAUUGUAAUUGUUAUUUUGGAUUUAUUAAGGGUGAUUUUUCUAUUAGAGAGAAUGAUAUUUACACUCAUAUUUGUGAGAGAAAUUGCCUUUAACACACUUGAUUGGAGAUGCCUUUCUGGUCAAAUACAGCUGUUUCUUGUAUUAAACUAUGGUCUGUCUCAUCUGUUGUUUUGGGUGGGUGGAGAGACUAGGGAUGUAUUAAUCAGUUUUCAUAGUGGCAGUUAUAUUUACUUGAAUGUACACCAUUAUAUACCGCAAGAAUAUGCAGUGUUUUGUGUGAAUGUGCAUCACCUAGUAGAGGGCUAGUGAUUUCUGUUCAAUGGCCUGAUAAUAGGAGCAGUUUUUUAGUUUCUCUGUCUUAGCUCUGAUGCACCUGUACUGUAUCCGUCUGUAGGACGGUAGCUGAGUGAACAGUCUGUGGCUCAGUUGACUGAGGUCCUUAAUGAUCUUCUUGGCCUUCCUUUGACACUGGACGCUGUAAUGUCCUGGAGCGCAGGCAACGUGCCCCCAGUGAUGUGUUGGGGUGCCCGCACCACCCUCUGGAGAGCCAUGCGGUUGAGGGCGGAGCAGUUGCUGUACCAGGCGGUGAUGCAGCCCAACAGAAUGCUCUCAAUGGUGCAUCUGUAGAAGUGUGUGAGGGUCUUAGAGGCCAUGCCGAAUUUCUUCAGGUGCCUGAGGUUGUAGAGGCACUGUUGCGCCUUCUUCACCACAAUGUUGUGGCGGCCUUGAAAUUAUAUCAGCCGGUUGUCAUGCAAAAGACAGUCGGUGUUAUGGUAAUUGUCCGUUAAUGAACAAACGCACCAUCGCCAGGCCUCCAUGCAUACAAGCCCCUGAUGCGUGCGUUUCCUUUGGAACAUUUACAUUUAAAAAGUUGAAUAAUCAAUUUAAUAUACACCAUCACAAUGAAUACAUUAUUCAUUUUAGGUAGGUCUAAAGAAACAUUUUGAUAUGAAGAAAAUGUUUUUCAGAAGAGCAGAAUACGAGUUGGCCUACUGUAUGUUUUCUGGCUAUGCCCCAUGCUGUAGGCUUGUUCAUUUAGCAGACAAGUGCCAUUAUUUUAUAUGAUUGAAUAGUAAGAAGAAUAUAAUUGAACUUGAUUGAAUAAAAUAUAAUAUUUUGCCCA
Salvelinus fontinalis (brook trout) is the source of this 5713-nucleotide messenger RNA. RefSeq names its product vasodilator-stimulated phosphoprotein-like. The record is from RefSeq and is a predicted model, not a curated record. Lineage: Eukaryota; Metazoa; Chordata; Actinopteri; Salmoniformes; Salmonidae. Gene Ontology annotation, molecular function: profilin binding; SH3 domain binding. Gene Ontology annotation, biological process: positive regulation of actin filament polymerization; axon guidance; actin cytoskeleton organization. Bases 214 to 1458 code for a protein of 414 amino acids. The transcript is spliced from 13 exons.